Messenger RNA from Sorghum bicolor (sorghum), 1981 nucleotides. RefSeq lists its product as uncharacterized. The record is from RefSeq and is a predicted model, not a curated record. Lineage: Eukaryota; Viridiplantae; Streptophyta; Magnoliopsida; Poales; Poaceae. Bases 556 to 1677 code for a protein of 373 amino acids. The transcript has a single exon.
UUGCUGGCUGUAAGUUUUCUUAUAGUCUUCUUGCAGGUCAUCCAUAAAAUAGUUAGCUAUUCAUUAUUAAUACAUGACCUACUUAUCUCUCUCACAAAAUUUCUUGGUUUUUUGUGUCUAAGCUGACUGUAAGCUUACAACCUCACAGCCUGCUUCUUCUCUCUCUUCUCCCUUCUCUCCUCCACAUCAGCAUUUAGCCAGCUUACAGUCCACUAUAAUACUUGCUCUGAGAGCGAGAGAUUAUGAUACCUACCUUGUUGUAAGCCCCAGCCUAUUGCCUGGCAGGCUUCCCAGUUAAGAGAUACCUUUCUCCUGCGAUUACCGAACCACUCUAAUGCCCGUCGCCAUCACCAAUUCAGCAUAAUGCCUCUGCCGUUGCUGUCCGCAAAGCCAUAUCCUCCCUCUCGGCCCGGUGGUGGUGAGUGGUAGGCGGCCGGCCGGCCGGCCCAAGAAUUCCAUCCAGGGUGGGGACUGGGACUGGGGAGCGCCGCCGCGUCCGUCCAAGAAACAAGAGGACCGCCCGGAGAGAAGGAAGGAAGGAAGAUCGAGCGAGGCAUGAAGGACCUGGUGUCGUGCUUCAGCGAGCACGCCGUGCGGAUCUCCGACGUCGCCGCCUGCUCCGGCUCCGGCGCCGCCAAUGCCGCGGCCGCGGGCGGCGCGCCGGAGGCAGGCGGCGGGGGGAGGGCGCCGGCUGUGAGCGCGGUGACCACCGCGUACCGGUCCCGGCUCUCGGCGUCCGGGAAGGAGCUACUCAUCGACGUCACGUGGUCUCGGGCGCCCGACGGGCCGGCGCUCUCCGUCGCCGUCCACGAGGCCGCCACCGCCGCCGCCGCCGCCGCCUCGCGCCACCACCGGGCCAGCAACGCGGCGGCGGCGCUGCGCCACCUGCACAAGAAGAAGGGGAGCGGGACGUUCACGGCGGGGAGCUGCGUGGUGGGCGUGUUCUGGGACUACGCCGCGGCGCGGUACGCCGACACCGCUGGCGCUGGCGCGUGGGCGGGGCCCGAGCCGACCUCCGGGUUCUACGUGGCCGUGGUGGCCGACGCCGAGUUCGUGCUCCUGCUGGGCGACCUCAGCCGCGGGUACGUCGACCGCCUGCACGGCGGGAUACCGAUCGCGGGGUCCCGUUUGGCGCGGCGCCGGGAGCGGUUCGUCGGGUGCGGCUGCUGGUCCACGAGGGCGCGGUUCCUCGAGUCCGGCGACGAGCACGAGAUCGGCGUCGUGGUGCGGGACGGCGACGCGGAGGCGUGGGUCACCGUGGACGGCCGGAAAGUCGUGCAGCUCCGGCGGCUGCGGUGGAACUUCCGCGGCAGCCACACCAUCUUCCUCGACGGCGGCGCGCCCGUCGACAUGACGUGGGACCUGCACGGCUGGCUCUUCCACGCGGCGGGCGCCGCCGAGUUGCCGCCCCACCCGUCCUCCUCCUCCUCCUCUUCCUCUUCCUCCUGCGCCGUGUUCACGUUCCAGGCGCGCGGCGCGUCGGAGACAACGAAGCUGUGGACGGACGACGAUUGCUUCUUCGCCGCCGCCGACGACGACGGCGAGGAGACGGACAAGCUGCCGGUGACGCCGAGCGGCGGUCGGCGACAGAAGGCGGGAGGAGGCGGUGGGGCGUCGUCGGGGCAGGGGUUCUGCCUGCUGAUCCAAGGAUUCAGGGGCUUUUCCAAGAGCACUUAACCUGUACAUGCGACUUUCGAUCGCCAUUUUCUCACUUCUUGGCUUCCUUGGGGUUUGUUAUCUUGGGAUUGAUUAGGAUAGUAGACAUUCAGUUGGUUGACUGUUGUUGAUCAAUCUGAUGCAUCACAAGGGGUGGUGUGAUUGUGAAUAGGGUCAGAGAGAGAGAGGUUGACACACACAAAGAGAUUCGUUUCAGUUUGCUGCAUCGCGCUGUGCUAAUUUCCUACAAUGACAUGACUGUAACUGCGUUCUCCUAGUUACUUAUCAGAAAUACACCAAUGAUUGGAUCUUAUGUUUACUCUUA